CAGCGGCUGCGGGCAGAACCGAGCGGCGGCAGCCGGGCCGGGCUCUCCUUGGCCGGUACCGGGAGCAGCGGAGCCGCCCCGAGCGGAACCGGCACCGGCAGAACCGCCCGGCGGCGGGGCCGGGCCGCGGGCAGCGCCCGGAGCUCCCCCGGCCCCGGCAUCCCUGCGGAUGGAGGCGCUUUGGGAUGGAUGGAGCCGUGGAUGGAGCAGGGCCCGGGGACGACUUUGUGCAGGAACAUCUCCGCAGGGAAAUAAGGAAUAUAAGGGCAUGUCAUCCUGCCAGAAGCCUCUCCCCUGUUUAUUUUCCUCUUCCCACAUCCAUGCUGGCAACUUCGGGGAAUAAUUUCAUAUAAAGACGAGCAGGGAGAGCAGAGGCAGUUGCAGAACGGCGUGAAGGUAACCUUGAGCUGAGCCCUAUAAACCCCGGCCUCCGUCAAGGCAGGAUUAAAGAAACUUUCCUGGCAAUCCAGAGCUGGGAAUCGCAGCCUGGCGCUGGGAAUCGCAGCCCCGGGCGGCCCCCACCCAGCCUGGCCCUGCCCCACGGCACCUUCUCCUCCGCCCUAUUCUUUCCCCGUCCCUGUGAUAAGAGAUGUUAAUGAGGGGGUGAAAUUGGAUAUUCCCGUCGCCUUCUCCUCCUGAUGGAAUUCUGGUGGUGGUUAAUUUGCUGUUUUUAAUGGCCCCAUUGUUCUCCCGGCCUGGGGGAGCCACGUGAGGGUGUUUGGCCCUGCUCGGAGGGGAGGUGGUGCCUGAAGACAAGCGAACCUUGGGGCUCAAUAACUGCACAGCAAUUUGAAGACAAGCCCCAAAUCCAUAAUUGAUGGGCCCUUCAUUCAUCCCGCUCCUGCUGAAGCCGCUCCCGGACCUGUUCCCGCCUGUCCACGCACAGAGGGAUGGACAAACCUGGAUAAAGCUGGGAAAUUAUCGAGCAUUUCCUUGGCCUGGGGACAGCUGACACCGCUCAGGGAGGUGGAGAUUUCUUGCCCUGGGAGCGAGCUGAAAGGGGUUCCCUUGAACAAAGGGUCCCAGGCAGCAUUCCAGGCUCCAGGCGCGUCCAGGGACUUUUCAUUCUUUGUCUGAAAGGGCAGCGGUGCCGUUCCCAUCCGAGCGAUGCCUGACGGAGCCGGUGCCGCCGGCAGCGAGGAGCAGCUGAUCGGCUUUCAAAUCACCUUCAAACCUCGAUUUCCUUAACAUGAUCCCUCCGUCAGCGCGGUCCCCGGGGCACAGCCGCGGGGCUUUGCCGGCAGGAGAAUAAACGGAAUACCCCGGGACGGCGCGGGGACCCAAAAUCCACCUUCCCCAGCACUCCAGGACUUUUUAGGGUCGAGCAACAGCUUUGCACGACCUCACCCCAUCUGCUCGCAGCGAUUCACCCAAUCCAGGCGGGAUAAUCCCUUCCUUGGAGCAUCCCUGGAGCCGCCUCGCAGCAUCCCCGCGGCGCCGGCUGCCGCGGAAGGGAUGAAGACGCUAUGGCCAAGCUUUUGCUAAAACUCCAGCGGUAUUUUCGGCGCAAACCCGUGCGUUUCUUCACGCUGCUGGCUCUCUACCUGGCGGCCGGCAGCUUGGUUUUCCUGCAUUCCGGCUUUUCGGGGGAGCCCAGGGUGGCGGGGAGCCCCCGCAGCCCCGCGGCCGCGGAGGGCCCGGGGCUGCAGUACCUGGGGGUGAUGCAGCUCAGCCGCGGCUUCAAGGCGGCAGCCACGAUACCGGCGGGGGGCCGGCGACACGGGCCGUGGUUCAGGAACACCUCCAGGGAGCCGUGGGACAGGGGAAAACCCCGGGAGAACAGCGGCCCCCGCAGCCGGGCGCUCAGAGGAAGGAGCGGCCGAGAGAAGGAGGAGGACAGAGCCCGGUACAUCGGCUGCUACGAGGACAACACCCGGCACAGGACCCUGCGCGGGAUGUCCUUCUUCGACUACAAGAAGAUGACGGUGUUCCGCUGCCAGGACAACUGUGCCGAGCGGGGCUACCUGUACGCGGGGCUGGAGUUCGGGGCCGAGUGCUACUGUGGGCACAAGAUCCAGGCACCCAACGCCAGCGAGAACGAGUGCAACAUGGAGUGCAAGGGAGAGAGGAGCAACACCUGCGGCGGCGCCAACCGGCUCUCCGUGUACCGCCUGGAGCUGGCCCAGGAAUCCGCACGCAGGUAUGGAAGCGCGAUAUUCCGGGGGUGUUUCCGCCGGCCGGAAAACGUUUCCAUCGCUCUGCCCGCCAGCCAGCUCAUGCUCAACAUGUCCGUGGAUAAAUGUGUGGAUUUCUGCACAGAGAAGGAAUUCCCCCUGGCAGCGCUGGCGGGCACCACGUGCCGCUGUGGCUUUCCCAGCACGCUGUUCCCGCUGCACGAGCGCGAGGACGAGCAGCUCUGCGCGCACAAAUGCGCCGCCGAGGAGUUCGAGAGCUGCGGCUCCGCCGACUUCCUGCUGGUCUACCAGACACAAGUGCAGGACAAUCGCUGCAUGGACAGGAGGUUCCUGCCCAGCCGUGCCAAGCAGUUGGUGGCCCUGGCCAGCUUUCCUGGAGCUGGCAACACCUGGGCCAGGCACCUGAUCGAGUUGGCCACCGGCUUCUACACCGGCAGCUACUACUUUGAUGGCUCCCUGUACAACAAAGGAUUCAAGGGCGAGAGGGAUCACUGGAGGAGUGGCAGGACCAUUUGCAUCAAGACCCACGAGAGUGGGCAGAAGGAGAUCGAGUCCUUCGACUCUGCCAUCCUGCUGAUCCGCAACCCCUACAAGGCCCUGAUGGCCGAGUUCAACCGCAAGUACGGGGGGCACAUCGGCUUCGCCGCCCAUGCCCACUGGAAGGGCAAAGAGUGGCCAGAGUUUGUGGCCAACUACGCGCCGUGGUGGGCGACGCACACGCUGGACUGGCUGCGCUUCGGGAGGAAGGUGCUGGUGGUGCACUUCGAGGACCUGAAACGCGACCUGUUCGCCCAGCUGCAGAGGAUGGUGGCCCUGCUGGGCGUCACAGCCUGCCAGGACAGGCUGCUGUGCGUGGAGGGACAGAAGGACGGCAACUUCAAGCGCUCCGGCCUGAGGAAGCUGGAGUACGACCCCUACACGCCCGAGAUGCGCAAGACGAUCGGCGCCUACAUCCGGACCGUGGACGCGGCGCUGAGGCUGCGCAACCUCUCGGGGGUUCCUGAGGAUUAUUACCCCAGAUGAUGGCGACCCUGCGUGCCCAGGGGUGUCCUCCUGGCGGCUGCUGGCUGAUUCCACCCAGUGGGUGGCUCCUCUUUUCACCCUGUAGCUGUUGGUCACUCCCUGCAUGAGCCGCCGCAGGUCCCCCAGCUACUGCUCAGCUUUUUGGUUUUUUUUUUGGCCAACCUGGGGACACGGGUGCCUUCCCUGCUGCUGUUCUGGCUGCCCCAAGGUGGGUGUCGCCAAAAUCCCGGCCCUGGAAGGAUUCCACUCGUCCUUGGAUGGAAUCCUCAGCCUUCCCAAGGGAGGAUGGACCAAGGGUGUGGCACUGUGGAUGCUGCCUGAGGUGCAAUGUCCCCAGACGUGGUGGCUGUGGCCCCUUGAGCCAUCCCGUGGCUCCCUGAGAAUUCCCUGGAAUUCCCCAGCCACAGCACCAGGCAAAGUGGCUUCUCCAGUCUUUGGGGUGCCCACAACCCCCACCAGCAGUGGAAGCUCCCCUUCCUUGUGGAUGCUGCUCCAGAGGGGGAUGUUUUUCCUGAUGGAACCCACAAGCUCACCCAGGCCUCAUUCCAGAGCCAGAACAGCCCCUCAGGAGCAUUUUUGGGGGGGCCAGGAGCAGUUUGGGGGACCGGGAGCGGGGCCCACACUGCAACCCAGCUGCACCCCCUGGGGCUGAGCUUUGGGGUGUCCCAAAGCCAAACCAAAGGAUCCCCCACACCGAUUCCCAGGCUGGCUUUGUGCACAGCUGCAUGUGGUCCCUGGCUGUCCCCUCACCCCAUGCCACCCUCCCCAGCCUGGCUUUGCCCCAGACGAGCUCCCCAAAGCUCCCAGCCCGCAGGACCCCCUUGGAUGUAGGUGCAAAAGCCAUAUAUUGUAGGCAGCCUUUUCUAGAGUUAGAGAUUCACCAGUUGGCUUUUAACUCUUGAUCCUGAUAGAAAUGCAGGCACAGGUCGAAGCCAGAGACCCUGCUUGGUCUCUAUUCCAAGAGAGAAGGAAACUCCCUGGAGAAAAAAAAGGAGAAUUUCAAUAAAAAUCUAUUUUUCUAA
This is a messenger RNA of Oenanthe melanoleuca, 4180 nucleotides long. RefSeq names its product WSC domain containing 2 (gene WSCD2). The coding region runs from base 1467 to 3158 and encodes 563 amino acids. The transcript is spliced from 11 exons. The record is from RefSeq and is a predicted model, not a curated record. NCBI's taxonomy places the organism in Eukaryota, Metazoa, Chordata, Aves, Passeriformes, Muscicapidae.